Molecule: messenger RNA, 663 nt
Organism: Aspergillus thermomutatus
Lineage: Eukaryota; Fungi; Ascomycota; Eurotiomycetes; Eurotiales; Aspergillaceae
Product: DUF3632 domain-containing protein
Exons: 3
Coding region: 1-663 (220 amino acids)
Source: RefSeq, a predicted model, not a curated record
AUGUCUCCCAUGAAAGCUUUGAGCAAGAUAGCACCGAGCGGUUGUGGCAUUGAUAUUGCUAGAACUCCCGAUGGAGCUGUCUGGAACGACCUACCCUUCCUUGAUACGGACAUGACAGAUUUCUGGGUCAACGACUGCGUGGCAAUGGGCGCAAAGCAGCGCCUUAAUGCUGCAUCCUUCCUUGCUAAGCUUGCAUCCACGCGUGUUGCGAAAGAUAGGCUUUGCCAGAUUGCUCUGCUACUUUUUCGUGAUACGUUUGAGGCCGUGCGGCCUCUUGGCAGCUCUAAUGAGCCUGAUGACGAAGAUCCUCGCCGAACAAUGCAUGUACUUACUAUUGCCGCCUUGCUCCCAUCUGCAUGUGCCUGGAUCCGAGAGGCUGGGCAUAACAUCAUACUCUUAUCGGAUGUCUCAUGGAAUGAUUGCUCGAGCAGUACUAUUGGGAAAGGUGGUUUCACUUUUGUCAAGUCAGAGCUGGGUCAACGAGUACCUGGUGGAUUCACAAAAGCUGAUGAGAUGGGCCUUGCAGAGCAUGCCGCGAAGGCCAUUGAUAUUAUGUUAGGUAAUGUUAAGGAGAGGAACUCUCAGAUCCUAAGAGUGUUUGAGUCUGCGGGCGAUGCUGUGCACCAGGAUAAAGAUCUUUUGGGUCCGAAGAAGAAAUGGUAG